UGGCGGAAGUGACGGCAAAAGGAGCGCGGUUGUCAGUGUCACCCGGAAGAGACGUGGCAAGAAGAAUUUGUGAAGAUGGCAUAGAGAGGAAAUAGGAGGACACUGAAUAGAAGGUGAAUUCUGAACGAGAGGAGAGAUAAAAGGACCGCUGUAGAUCUGUCACCAUGGGGUUGUGCAAGUGUCCAAAGAGAAAGGUGACAACCCUGUUCUGCUUUGAGCAUCGGGUGAACGUGUGUGAACACUGUGUUGUGGCCAACCAUGCCAAGUGUAUCAUUCAGUCAUACUUACAAUGGCUUCAGGACAGCGAUUUCAACCCCAACUGCCGCCUCUGUAACACCCAUCUCUCUUCCAAGGACACUACAAGACUAGUUUGUUAUGAUCUUUUUCACUGGUCCUGCCUUAACGACAUGGCUUCUCAGCUGCCUCCAAACACAGCACCUGCUGGGUAUCGCUGUCCCACCUGCCAAGGACCUGUUUUCCCCUCCCCUAAUCAGGCUGGUCCUGUAGCCACUAGCCUUAGAGAGAAGCUCUCUACUGUAAACUGGGCAAGGGCUGGGCUCGGCCUCCCUUUGAUUGAAGAGGUUGAGUCUGUUGAUGAGACUGCAUCGAAUGAUGUCACAGACUACAGGGAUUGGUCAGCGGUUAAUUCCUCAUCAGACCACCUGUCGGACACCUCAGAGAUAACGCCCCAGACCGGAUUUGUUUACAACUCUGCUCCGCACUCUACAGCCCAGCAUGGAGCAAAUGGAGGCAUGUCACAAGAUCACACUGUCCACAUCGGGGAAAACACAGGAGACACUGUCAGCAUUAAUGCUGUUUCUACCCCCAGAAAAGUUUAUGACACUCGGGAUGUGGCCAGGAGCACAGACACACUGAUUGACUUUGAUGAUGAUAAAUACAGAAGAAGGCCAACUCUUAGCUGGCUAGCAAGGAUACUCCGGAACCGCUCUGGAUCAAAGACCCAAACAGUCUCCAGAACCCAACGUUAUAUGGUUAUCCUAAUCAUUGGAAUCCUUGGUUUCUUGACCCUAAUCUUGCUCAUGUCCAAGUUUGGAAGAGCAUCAGCUGACAACGACCCAAAUCUGGAUCCUAUGUUCAACCCUCACAUCAGACUUGGAAAGGAGUAGUGGAAAUUGCAGAGGACCUGUGGGUAAAAAGCAGGAUCUAAACUUAGUCAAUAACCCUUAAAUCCAUACUCGUUGAUUGGACCAAGAAACUUUGUUGGUCCAUGUACAAAAGGAAAUUUGUAGAGAUGAAGCCUCCUUCCACCGUAAGAUGGGCUUUACCACUCUGUAGGGGGCUCCUGAGACCUUUAUCUUGAACAUUUGAGAUACAAUUUCUUGUUCAUGGAAUGUGGAAUUAUGGUUUCCAAUGUUUCUUGUACUUUUGAACAAUAAUAUUAAAAAGCAAAAGGCAAUUCUGUGUUAAACUAUAGAAAAUGGCUUCAGUCCCAGCAGAAAAUAAAUACAGAUGAAGUGCAAGCCUAAGGGUUACAUUGCCACAAAAUGUAAGGAUCCACAGUUAUGGGACAUUAUGUAUUAAACAUCCAUUUUCCUAAUUCAUCAUCUUAAUAAAUUCAUUUAUUGACUGAGUUCUGUAUAUUAGAAAUUUAAGUUCUAUAUAGACACUGCAGUCUAUUGUGGCAUCGACAAAAAAAUUAAAAGCAACAUAACUAACAUCACUAAAGAUAGUAUAUGUGUAAAAUUAUAUUUAUAAUUACAACUUUAUAAUCCUUG
This is a messenger RNA of Bombina bombina (fire-bellied toad), 1736 nucleotides long. It is a transcript of the gene ZFPL1, whose product is annotated as zinc finger protein like 1. The transcript has 8 exons. Gene Ontology annotation, cellular component: Golgi apparatus. NCBI's taxonomy places the organism in Eukaryota, Metazoa, Chordata, Amphibia, Anura, Bombinatoridae. The coding region runs from base 165 to 1127 and encodes 320 amino acids. The record is from RefSeq and is a predicted model, not a curated record.